This is a messenger RNA of Eremomyces bilateralis CBS 781.70, 810 nucleotides long. RefSeq lists its product as uncharacterized. Bases 57 to 410 code for a protein of 117 amino acids. The record is from RefSeq and is a predicted model, not a curated record. The transcript has a single exon. Lineage: Eukaryota; Fungi; Ascomycota; Dothideomycetes; Eremomycetales; Eremomycetaceae.
UUGGGGGUGGAUAGGGGGGUGUUGGGAAUGGAGAAAUUCUAAGAUGGUUGGAGUCCAUGGCGGGACCUUGGGUUCUCUGCAUACUCCAUAGCUCAACUUUGUCACCUCACAUCCCUCAUAACGGAACGCUCUGCGUCCCUGGAACCAAGCGAACAUGGUCUCCCGAAUCCCCGCCUAUCAACUAUUACAUUAUCCUCACUUUCACCACACCCCGCCCCCGUUUAUCCCUACUCCACCCUCCCCUUCCCUCAUGGAGGAGUAGAGGAGAAGUAGAGGAGAAGAGUUGGAUGCGAAAUGAACCUGAACAGGCCAUUGGACAAUCCCACAACGGUGAUGGGUCAAUGAAAGAAAACUCUAACGCGAAAGCUCCAGACAGUGGCUUCGAUCGGAUUCGGUGUAGCCUGCAGUGAGAUAUUAUAGCCUUAAUCGACGCCAUAAGUCAAGGAGAGGCGGGAGAAAGACUACUGUAUUACGGAACAAAACAAUAUAGAGCGAAGUGUUCAAAAUAAUGGCUAAGCAAACCAUUUGUGAAGAUGUUGUGCCCAAUUCCUGGCGACCUGUUGAAGGCGACGCGUUCCUCCGGGGGGGAUAAAAUUGAGUGGCAUUUCUUGGCAUUCGAUCUACUCCAACUCUCUGUACAAUCUUCUAUCAUCGAUUGAAGCACCUAGCGCAAUCCCCCGAUCUCAACCUAAUUGAGGCAUUUUGGGGUUUCAUUAAACAGCGCAUAAAAUGCAGGUUAUGGGAGUCAUUGGACGAGCUCAAACAGAUCUUGAUUGAGGAGUGGGAAAAGAUCACGAUGGAGGAGAUUCG